AUUCAGCUGAACGGAAGAAAUCUUACAGAAGUAACACUUGACUACCUAAAACCAACAACAAUAACCCCAAAUGAUCUUACAAUUACUGGUACCGGACUUCACAUUUUUAUCUAUGCAGUAGAAGGUUCCCACUUUGUUUCCGACUUUCCUCCGAUGCUUAAUGCUGUCGAAGUAUUUCUGUCUUUAGAGCUUCCACUUUCACCGACAUACCCUAAUGAUGUUAACGCUAUGAGGGAUAUAAAGACAACUUACAAAGUGAUUAGAAACUGGCAAGGCGAUCCAUGUCUCCCUAGUAGUUUCUCAUGGAAUGGUCUGAGUUGCAACAAUGACACAAAUCCAAGGAUCAUAUCACUGAAUUUGAGCUCAAGCAAUUUGAGUGUGAUAGCUCAGUCAUUGUCGAAUCUUGAAGCAAUAGAAGUUCUGGAUUUAUCGUAUAAUAACUUGACUGGGUCAAUCCCAGAAUUUUUAGCACAACUGCCCAAUCUGAAAGUCCUGAACUUAACUGGAAACAGUUUCACUGGUUCAGUUCCUAGUGCUCUUCUGGAAAAGGUCAAAGAUAAAACCUUGCUGUUUAGUCUGGAAGGACUGGAAGCUCCAACCCAUGGAAAGCGAAAGAAGAAUAAAUUUCCAGUUCUGCUAACCAUUCUUGGUGGCAUUAUUGUUGUGCUCAUCAUUCUGUCGCUCGCAUAUUGUAUACUGAAUAGAAGAGGAAAUAGAUACUGGAAGAAUGUGUCAAUCAAAUCUCAGGGCGUAGCAUAUACUUACUCUGAGAUUCUCACUAUUACUAAAAAAUUAAAAACAGUCAUCGGAGAAGGAGGAUUUGGAAAAGUUUACCUCGGCAAGCUGAAUUAUAACACUAAAGUAGCUGUUAAGGUGCUUUCUGGUACAUCAAAUCAAGGCUAUAAUGAGUUUCGAGCUGAGGCAGAACGUUUAACGAGGGUCCAUAGCAGGCACUUGGUUUAUCUCAUUGGGUACUGCGAUGAGGAUGAACAUAAGGCCCUGAUAUAUGAAUUCAUGGAAAAUGGAAACUUGAGAGAUCAUUUAAGAGGGUACCGAGAUGCAAAAUUUCUGAGCUGGAAAGACAGAAUUAAUAUUGCCAUAGAUGCAGCCAAGGGAUUAGAGUAUCUGCACAUUGUUUGCAUGCCACCUGUACUCCACAGAGAUUUGAAGACUUCCAACAUCUUACUUGACAAAGAGAUGCGAGCGAAACUAGCUGAUUUUGGGCUCUCUAGGGUCGUCACAGAAAGUGGUCCUAAUUCAACAAACCCUGCUGGAACACCUGGAUACAUGGAUCCUACGCUAUGGAAUUCUGGUAUCUUAAGUAGGAAAGCUGACAUUUAUAGCUUCGGGAUAAUUCUGUUUGAGCUGAUCACCGGCAAGCCAGUAAUAAAUGAAAGAGGCCAAGAAAGUCCAGUACAUAUUCUUCAUUUGGUUGGUCCUCUAAUUGAAACAAGGGAUACCCAAUGCAUGGUUGAUCCCGGGUUUAAUGGACAAUUCAAUGCCAAUGCUGUUUGGAAAAUGGUGAAUAUUUCCAAUUUAUGCACACAACGAGAUGGAGAUGCAAGACCAGGCAUAAGUUAUAUACUGGCAGAAUUGAAGGAAUGUUUGGAUAUAGAGAUGAAUCCUGGAACAACCUGCAUGACAGACAGCUUCAUGUCGGCUUCAUCCAAUCUGCCGGAAGGGCCUUCUUCCGAUCACGGUUUAGAGUUGGCUCUCAUUCCUUGAGUAAGCUUUUUGAUAUAAGAGAUAUGGGCUCCUGAUAAUCGAUGGAGUAGUUUGAGGAUUUCCGGACUCUGUCAUUUCGUACAAGACCUGUUUCAUUAUAUCUUUUAUUGUAUAUUGGAGUUGAGGAUUGAGUUUGAGGUGUGAUUAAUUUCGGGAAUUGACCAUAUCUUGUUAAGCAUAUUUUGAUUGGUUGGUUUUGAACUUAUUGUUCUGUGUCAUGAACUACUACAAUUUGGCAUGACGACCCUCUGAAAGUUUCUCUAAGGAUUGAAACUCCCAAUAGGGUUAGCCUCGGGAAUAAAGAUCCCAAUUGACUAGUUGUAUUAGGUUUCUCUUAUAAAGAUAUUAUU
Pistacia vera is the source of this 2075-nucleotide messenger RNA. RefSeq names its product receptor-like protein kinase At3g21340. The transcript has 12 exons. Gene Ontology annotation, biological process: protein phosphorylation. Gene Ontology annotation, molecular function: ATP binding; protein kinase activity; protein binding. The record is from RefSeq and is a predicted model, not a curated record. Lineage: Eukaryota; Viridiplantae; Streptophyta; Magnoliopsida; Sapindales; Anacardiaceae. The coding region runs from base 154 to 1725 and encodes 523 amino acids.